Messenger RNA from Penicillium manginii, 1911 nucleotides. RefSeq names its product putative bifunctional fatty acid transporter/acyl-CoA synthetase (FAT1). The record is from RefSeq and is a predicted model, not a curated record. Gene Ontology annotation, molecular function: long-chain fatty acid transmembrane transporter activity; long-chain fatty acid-CoA ligase activity. Lineage: Eukaryota; Fungi; Ascomycota; Eurotiomycetes; Eurotiales; Aspergillaceae. Bases 1 to 1911 code for a protein of 636 amino acids. The transcript has 5 exons.
AUGGACAUCCUAUCUGAAGUUGGCGCCCCCGCCGUGGCCAUGGGAACGGCCCUUUCCCUUGCUGCCGGCGCCUACCUGAAUGCAAAACUAUCCAUCAGCACUGACUUGACUGUCUUGAAGAAUGACCGCGCCUUUGGGCAACGUCUCGGUGAGCGCAUUGGCAAGCUUGGCGAAUCUCCGACUAUUUACAAGAUGCUUCAACGAGUUGUCGAGGUUGAAGGCCAGGGUACUGCAGAUGCGCUCUGGUUUGAACACAAAACCUGGUCAUACAACCAAUUAAAAGAGUUGGUUGAUCGAUUUGCCGCCUUGCUGCACGCACGCGACGUGAAGAAUGGCGAUAUGAUCGGAGUAUUCACGACGAAUUCGCCCGAGAUGGUCGUCACCCUGUAUGCACUGUCUAAGCUUGGCGCAGUAGCUGCCAUGAUCAACACCAAUCUACGAGAUGACACAUUCAUCCACUGCCUCAACGUCUCUGGAUCCAAAUCGAUCAUCUCAACCCCAGAUAUCGCGCAGCAUGUUUGCGCUGAUCUCCCACACUUAUCAUUCCACUUCUCCUCCUUCGAGGGUGUGUCCUGCGGCGAUGUAGAGCUCAUCACGCAAGCCGAAUUGCAACAAUUCUCACCAGCCGGACUAGCACCCGCUAAGCGCACACCGAAGGAUCUCACAGCUUUGAUCUACACAUCCGGAACAACAGGCAAGCCCAAAGCCUGCGCUGUACGAAACAUGAUGGCCCUAAUAACCUCCAACCCGCUCUCUGCCGACGUCAAUGAUCCGUCUAGAUUCUACCCACUCCGCACAUACUCCGCCCUACCGCUCUUCCACGGCACAGCCUUCUUCACCGGCCUCUGCUACUCGGUAGGAAACGCCGGAACCCUCUGCAUGAGACGCAAGUUCUCAGCCUCGCAGUUCUGGAAGGACGUCCACGACUCAGGCGCCACUCGCAUCCUGUACAUCGGUGAACUGUGCCGGUACCUGCUCGGCACGGCCCCCUCCCCCUAUGACCGCGACCACAAGUGCAUCGCCGCGUCCGGCAACGGUCUUCGCGGCGAGAUCUGGGAGAAAUUCAAGAGUCGCUUCGGUGUGCAGGAGAUUCGCGAGUUCUAUCGCUCAACGGAGGGGUUGGCUAAGUUCGACAAUCACGGUCCGGGCGUGUGGGGUGCUGGAAAGGUUGGAUUUUCCGGCCCCAUUCGUCGGUUCUUGGAAGAUGAUACAUUUAUUGUCAAGUAUGAUAAUGAUACGGAGAUGCCGUUCCGUGAUCCUGGGACUGGGUUCUGCGUGAGGGCUGGGUUGGAUGAGGAGGGUGAGGCUAUUGGUCGUGUGCGUGAUCGUGGCUUGUUGACGGAAUACUUGCACAACACAGAAGCUACUGAAGGGAAGCUUCUUCGGGAUGUUUUUCAAAAGGGUGAUCUUUUCCAGCGGACGGGUGAUUUGGUCGUGCAGGAUCGAUCUGGAUGGGUUAGGUUCCAGGACCGUGUUGGCGAUACUUUCCGCUGGAAGGGCGAGAAUGUCAGUGCCGGAGAGAUUCGCGAUCAUAUUUGUCGUAUUGAGGGUGUCCAUGAUGCUGUCGUGUAUGGCGUCAAGCUUGCUGGAUAUGAUGGUCAAGCUGGCGCUGCAGGUAUCACGCUCGAGGAGCAUUCCCCCGCCUUUGAGGCUGAGCUUGCUUCGAAAUUAUACCCUGAGCUGAAGAAGCGUGGUGUACCAUCAUAUGCUUUCCCUCGUCUUGUACGAUUCAUUGAAAAGGUUUCCACUGGUGUUACUUUCAAGCAGGCUAAAGGUGAUCUGCUGAAGAAGGGAUGGAACCCCAGCCAGGACUCUGCUGGUGAUAGCCUAUACUGGCUCAACGGAACUAAUUACGAGAAGCUUGAGGACAACAGCUGGUCUUCCAUCGAGAGUGGCAAGGCUAAGCUGUAA